Molecule: messenger RNA, 1837 nt
Organism: Scomber scombrus (Atlantic mackerel)
Lineage: Eukaryota; Metazoa; Chordata; Actinopteri; Scombriformes; Scombridae
Gene: ccr9a
Product: chemokine (C-C motif) receptor 9a
Exons: 3
Coding region: 54-1181 (375 amino acids)
Biological process (GO): immune response; chemotaxis; G protein-coupled receptor signaling pathway
Cellular component (GO): membrane
Molecular function (GO): chemokine receptor activity
Source: RefSeq, a predicted model, not a curated record
AGAUGAGCUGAGAGACAACUGUCACUGGAUGACCUCAUCGACAUAAGACCAUCAUGACCUCCAUGAAUGACAUCAUGACUACGUUCAUCACUCAGGCCCCGACGGACAGCGGCCCGACGCCCACCGAUGACGACUACGAGGACUACCCCGACCUGAUGUGCGACCGCGAGUCCGUUCGGCAGUUCCGGCGUUUCUACGAGCCGCCGUUCUUCUGGCUGAUCGCCUUGGCGGGCGGCGCCGGGAACGUGGCCGUGGUCUGGAUCUACUUGAACGUGAAGCGGCGGCUGAAGACCAUGACGGACGUGUACCUGCUGAACCUCGCCGUGGCCGACCUGCUGUUCCUGGUCACGCUGCCGCUGUGGGCCGUGGAGGCGUCGCACGGCUGGAUGUUCGGCUCCGCCAUGUGCAAAGUGACCUCCGGCCUCUACAAGGUCAACCUGUUCAGCAGCAUGUUGCUGCUCACCUGCAUCAGCGUCGACCGCUACAUGGUCAUCGUGCAAGCCAACAAGUCACGCAACUCCAAGAGGGCGCGGCGUCGCUGCAACCGGCUGGUGUGCGGGGGGGUGUGGCUGCUCGCCCUGGUGCUCGCCACGCCAGAGUUCAUGUUCGCCACAACCUCCAAAGCUGACGAGGCCUCGCAGGAAAUGUGCAGGAUGGUGUUCCCGUCCGGCAACCGCACCAAGAUCCUGGUUCUGUCGCUGCAGGUGAGCAUGGGCUUCUGCCUGCCCUUCCUCGUCAUGACCGCCUGCUACAGCGUCAUCAUCGCCACGCUGCUCAAGACCCGAAACUUCCAGAAGCACAAAGCCCUGCGCGUCAUCCUGGCCGUGGUCGUGGCCUUCGUCGUGUCCCAGCUGCCCUACAACGGCGUGCUGGUGAUGGAGGCCACGCAGGCCGCCAACAUCACCGUGACGGACUGCGAGACGGUGAAGAGCUUCGACAAGGCGGGGCAGGUGCUGAAGAGUGUGGCCUACAUGCACGCCUGCCUCAACCCCUUCCUGUACGCCUUCGUCGGCGUGCGUUUCCGUAAGGAUGUGCUGCGGAUGCUGCGCUUCUGCCGCUGCCAGCAGGCGGCGCCCAAGAGUCAGCUGAGUAAGUCCAGUAGGUCCAGUAAGAGCGUGCUGAGCUCGCCGCGCCCCACGGUGAUGUCAGACAGCGAAACCUCGCAGGCGCUGUCGCUGUAGACGACCGUCGUUGUCACGGCAACACGCUGCGCCUUCAUCACUCGUCUCAGUCGGACUGAUUCUGUAAAGACUUCAGACUUUAACAUUUCCCUUCAUGAUGAUGUCAUCGAUUCUUUUGAAUUCAUAUUUACAGAGUGAUGUUAGUGAAGCUGUUUCUGUGUUUAAGGUUCUUUCUCUUCAGUUUCUCUGCAGAAGAAAUCAAAACUUUUCUACUUUUCUACUUUUUUUACUUUUUUUUUUUUACUGUUUUUACUGUUUUUACUGUUUUUACUGUUUUUACGUUGAAGCGUUGAAGCGUGUGGACUCUGGUGUUCAGUGAAUGUAUGACUGUGAUUUCAUAGCUGCUGUUUUGGAGUUUUUUUGGAGGUUUUGGGGCAGGUCUCGGCUCUCCUCAGAUAUUUGCAGUGUUGCAUCAUCCUGUUUCAACAGGAAAUGCAUCACAUGAAGGAGGUGCACCUGUCUGUCAUGUGACUCAUCUGUAACUCUUAUGUAUUUUACUGCUAACAUGCUAACAUGCUAAUGGUGUAAAUAGUUGUGUGUUUCUGUCAUGUAUGAAUAUGUAGCAUGUAGCAUGUAGCAUGUAGCAUGUAGCAUGUCAGACUGAAUGUAAAUGUGUUCACAGCUCCCUGAUGAAUAUUAAAGUGUUGUCAACAUGU